Messenger RNA from Aspergillus thermomutatus, 1710 nucleotides. RefSeq lists its product as uncharacterized. The record is from RefSeq and is a predicted model, not a curated record. Bases 1 to 1710 code for a protein of 569 amino acids. The transcript has 4 exons. Lineage: Eukaryota; Fungi; Ascomycota; Eurotiomycetes; Eurotiales; Aspergillaceae.
AUGACAGCCUCCAAGUUAGGGAUGCCGCCCAAGAACAGCGCUCCUUCACGGAAGCGCGCUCUCGUGCUACCCAUCAUUGCUCCAAAGGACGAUCGUACAACAUCCAACCCCAGCUUUGAUCCCUCCAUGACCGAGCAAAUUCCACUGCCCAGACCACGUUCGCGAUUUCCUCCGCGGUCUCGUACAGGGUGCUGCAAGAGCGCCUCGAGCGAUUUCGCGACGGAUGAUCUCCUACCCCCUUUUUCACUGCUCACAUCGGAUGAAGAGCGGGAGAGGAGGGCAGAAACAUCGAGACCUGGCACAUAUCACGUCAUCGUCAUUCCAGAGAGUUUUACGCAUCUUCCAGAGUACAUUGAGAACGCGUCUGAAGAAGGACUCGGAGAUACAGUCUCAAGUCCCUUGUCCGGAAGCACCGAGACUGACCAAUUUGCAAACGAUCCGGAGCUUGAAGAUUCCAACACGGUCAUCCUGAAACAAUUCAAGGACACUAAACGAUCAUCGUCUUCUCAGUAUCUGAGUCCAAGCCGUUCACCCACAUCCGACUUGCGCGAGUCUUCUCUUUCCGCCGCCACCGCGACAUCUCAGAAUGCCGCAGAUGACGACCCAGUUCUGGACAUGUUGGAACAGGAGAGUCUAGAUGCGAUUCUUCUCGGCCAUUUUCGUGAUGUGGUGUGGAUGCAACUCGUCCCAGCCGGAGGAAUAUUCAACUUUGCGGGUGGAAGUUUAUUAGACACCGAUGUCUUCGACCGUGAAGCCACAAACUUUCCCCCUCUUGCGGCAGCUGAGCUCGAUGGCUCAAGCCUAUGGUCUCACCACAUCUCUCGAUUACUCCACAUAUCGGCUCUGAGGCGCUCAACGUUCGGAUCCGAGCCAUACCCGCACCUAGUCUGGUGGAUUUGCAGCGUUGAUCUAUACGCUCUUCUAAGCGGAGCGGGGACUGGGGCUUUUGUCCAGGAAGCGAUGGCAAAUCCAGAUUUGUUCCCUGGGCUUGGUGCUUUCCAACAGCCUACGCAUAUUGAAAGCUAUCGCAGUGUCUCUCUUGAAGACGGGAACUCCUCAAUUGUAUUAGGGCUAUACCAUGAUACUUUCAAGCUCGCUGCAAGACUCGGAUUCCUUGCAGCGGAGUCACGCAGAAUCAACCUGCCCUUUCCAUGUUCCCAUCAGGACCAACGUCAAAGGGAUGUUUGCGAGUGGCGCGAAGCGUUAUGGCAGUUGUGGAACUCGCCAGAAGCUCAGUUUCUUGCCCGGGCACAAGGGAGCUUACCACUAUUUCUACAAGAAAUCCUCUGGCAGUCCUCUCUGCUAUACCAUACCUCGCUCCUCGUCUCCUACACCAGUCUGUGGCCUGGGCAGCGUUUCGGGCCCGGAGCUGCGCCUCAAGAAGAAGUCCGCCACCAUGCUGCUGCAGUCUUCAGCGUCGCAGAAUCUGUGAUGGCGCAAAGCAAAGCGAAUGGCUGGCGCUCUGUGACCUUUCCUGUCUUCCUGGCGGGAUCCGUCACCCCCUCCAGUGAUCUCAAAGUGAUGGCAUUGGAGAUGCUCUCCAGAUUAGAGGCGCAAGAGAUCGGUCGCAAUGCAACAACCAUCCGGUAUCUACUUCAGGUGGUAUAUGAGCGACAGAUGCAGCAAUCCCGGGGCGUCGGCCAUCCGGGGAGUGCUGACUGGAUCGAGGUUCUUGCUGAACACGGUCUGCCUCUGGUGACUUUCGGGUGA